AUGGCUGAAAAAAGCAAGAUUUUGAUCAUUGGAGGAACUGGUUAUAUAGGAAAAUUCAUAGUUGAAGCAAGUGCAAAAUCUGGGCAUCCCACCUUUGCUUUGUUUAGAGAGAGCACAAUUUCGGAUACUGUUAAAGGAAAACUCGUUGCGGGAUUCAAAAACUCUGGUGUAACCAUAUUAAUUGGAGAUUUAUAUGAUCAUGAGAGCUUGGUGAAGGCUAUAAAGAAAGUGGAUGUGGUUAUAUCUGCAGUGGGACACUAUCAGUUGGCUGAUCAAGUGAAGAUCAUUGAUGCAAUUAAACAAGCUGGAAAUGUUCAGAGAUUCUUCCCUUCAGAGUUUGGAAAUGAUGUGGAUCGCGCUCGUGCAGUCGAGCCAGUGAGGUCGAGUAAUUUUGCGGUUAAAGCCAAAAUCCGAAGAGCUGUAGAGAGAGAGAGAAUUCCUCACACCUUUGUUUCAUCGAAUUCAUUUGCUGGUUAUGCACUUGCAACCCUGUCUCAGCUUUCAACCACUUCUCCACCUAGAGAUAAAGUUACUAUUGUAGGAGAUGGCAAUACCAAAGGCGUCUUCAAUGACGAACAUGACAUUGGCACCUAUACCAUCCAAUCUGUGGAUGAUCCGAGAACACUGAACAAGAUCCUCUACAUCAAGCCUCCUAAAAAUGUGUAUUCGUUCAACGAGCUAGUAGCUUUAUGGGAGAAGAAGAUCGGAAAAAAUCUCGAGAAAGUCCAUGUUCAAGAGGAGGAACUUCUGAAACAGAUCCAAGAAUCUCCAUCACCAAUCAAUUUCUUACAGGCAAUCAACCACUCAAUUUUCAUAAAGGGUGAUCAAACCUAUUUUGAGAUUGAGCCAUCAUUUGGAGUUGAGGCAUCCGAGCUCUAUCCAGAUGUCGAAUACACUACCGUAGAGGAGUAUCUCGAUCAGUUCGUUUGA
This is a messenger RNA of Fraxinus pennsylvanica, 930 nucleotides long. The record is from the annotation of a GenBank genome assembly. Lineage: Eukaryota; Viridiplantae; Streptophyta; Magnoliopsida; Lamiales; Oleaceae.